Messenger RNA from Micromonas commoda, 729 nucleotides. RefSeq lists its product with no specific name. The record is from RefSeq and is a predicted model, not a curated record. The coding region runs from base 1 to 729 and encodes 242 amino acids. Lineage: Eukaryota; Viridiplantae; Chlorophyta; Mamiellophyceae; Mamiellales; Mamiellaceae. Gene Ontology annotation, cellular component: nucleus. The transcript has a single exon.
AUGACCCCGCGCGGUCCCGUCACGACGCGCGAUCGCACCUACGCCGUCUAUUACGUCCCGGACGUCAGCGGGCACUGGCACCACGACCAGGUGGUCUACGCGCAUCCCAACGGGCUGUGCGUCGUGUGCCUCGCCGAGCGGCAUCCCAUCGUCACCGGCGAGGCGGUGCCCUCCUCCGGCGACGACGACGGCGGCGAGGGAAGGGCUGCGGCGACGGGGGACGAGACGGACGCCGCGGGUGGGACGUCGAAUGGCGCGGCGGCGGCGACCGGGGAUAAGCGUAAGCGCGAGGGCGACGGCGAGGGCGGCGACGGGCCCGGACCCGAGCCCGGCGCGCGGGGCGGCCGCCCGUCCCGGCAUCGACCUAAAGGCAAGUACUCCCCAAUCGCCUCCGUCGACUACACGUGCGGCAAGGGCGAGGGGAAGGGCAACGAGGUGAACAUCCGCGGGAAGAAGAAACGGGGCGCGAAGACGCUACAGGAGAACAGCGGUCUGUGCUGGCUGGUGGACGAGGCCGGGAUGUACUGGAUCGCCAGGGCGUGCGUCCGCGGUAAGCUCAUCGAGACGAACGAGCGCCUGGCCAAGGAACCACAGCUGUGCACCAGGUUUCCCACUGCGAGCGGCUUCCUCGCCAUCAUAUCGGCAGCCCCGGCGGAUAUGCAGAGGCUGAGGGAGACCGGGAUGAACCGGGAGGCGUACGAAGCCCUCAGAGCGAUCGAGGCGCGGUAG